Molecule: messenger RNA, 1986 nt
Organism: Fusarium coffeatum
Lineage: Eukaryota; Fungi; Ascomycota; Sordariomycetes; Hypocreales; Nectriaceae
Exons: 4
Coding region: 1-1986 (661 amino acids)
Source: RefSeq, a predicted model, not a curated record
AUGACUCCUCUGCUCACACGUCUACGACGGUUUACCGCGGACACAGUGGACGAUGACAUUUAUAUCCCUCGCAAUUUCAUCGAGUCCGUCCAGAACAACACUAAAUUCAAACAGUUGAAAGACGAUAAUGAGUGGUUACAGCGUAUCGAUAAGGAUCUCUCCGAUUCUGACCUAUCCAUUCUUCGCCACGCCUUUCUCAUGGAUGGUCACAACUUUAUGAACACUUUGUCCCAGUUCCUUCAUACCGUCAAGUGGCAGGAGUUCUUUGCACAUACAUGUACACAGGCAGUUUCCAAAAUGCCCAUCCUGAUACACAUGCUCCUGAUGGCCUGGCGUGAUUCGCUGGGAACAAAGGAUAUACCAGAACCAAUGGGUAAAGCUUUUGAGGAUUCUCUCGGCAACCUGAACGGGAGUCGGUUCUUUGACAGCGGCUGUGUUGAGGCGAUCCGGAGUCGGUAUUGCGAUCCAAAAAGGCCAAGAGUGGGUUGCACCAUAGAACGUUCUGUUCUUAAAGGUCGGCUGGGAGGAAGCUGGAGAGAAUUCAAGAUUCCUGAAGUAGAAUAUCUGAAUCAACUGUAUGAGACUGUCAAAAAGGAAAAAGGUCAUUCCGUUGGUAUGGAGAUAGGAACCGCAACGGUUCCAAAUUUCUUGAUUGCAGCAGUCGAGAUUGACAUACUUCGCAUCGACAGCACCCAACCAGACGAUAUGACUUUCGGACAGAACGUACCUUCCGAUGCUGGUGAGCCUGACUGUUUAUUGUCUUCCAGUCGUUGGACUGUCAUCGGGAGAAACCUCUGUCGUCUCGGCUUGCGCGUGGGAGCUGAUGUGCCACGAUGGUCUGGGCAGCCCAAACCAACAACGGUGAUAAUGGCUUUGCAAGCCGUUAUCAACAACGAGGGUCCAGCUGUGAGCAUCAUGCUAUCACGUCUCGAAAGGUAUCAAGUCCAGAUACAGAAGCAACAGCAGGUCAUCACCGCCUUGCAAUUUCGACAUCUUAUGGAGCAUCUCCCCAUUGGUGUGCGAGAUCAAUGGCUGGCCUCAGCGAGCAAGACAGACGGAGUUAGCGAAGCUUCACGCUGGGACCGGAUGAAAGAGGUGGAGAAGUGGAACGAGUUCUGGAUAGAGUCUGUGAAGCAGAUCUUCAGAAGUUACAUGGAGGACGGCGCAGAGGCGUGGGAGGGUAGUAAGGGACAUGAACCGAGUCCUUUUGCUCAUCUUCUCAAGCACCAUCUUAUUCGGGCCGGCGAGAAGAACAACGAGCGCGAUGCCGUUCACCUGCUGGCACAUGAAACGGAUGUUGGCGAGCGGGUGAAGAGGCUGUACAGCACACUAAGCCAGAUCAUUCAUCAGUAUUCUGAUGCUGACUUUGAGGUCAACAAACUGAACUUCAGUCCGUUAGACGCUCGCAUCCUCACCGCGUUGAUCCCGAAGAACAUUAAGAAGAAGGUGUCUGACGAUGAAGACGAACGGAUUCCUUUGGACGAGAAGAGUGAAAUUAUCGCUUGGAAGGAGGAAUUCCGACGCUAUGUCUGGGAGAACGUCACCCCGGCAGCUUCCAUGCAGACUCGAGCCAAACCUUCCAAGAAAAGCUUACUCGAUAAUGCUACCUUCGACGAUGCCAAAUUCGUAUCGACAAUCACUGCCAAAUUCACUCUGGCCAAGAAGCAUAUCAGUUCCUGCAACAGGAUUCACCACACUGUGCUAGCUGCAGUAUUUGAUGCGAUUGGACGCAUGUCGUUACUGGCUGCGGGACGAUGCGUCGCGAAUGGUCGUCUAGGACUUACUAUCGAAAGCUCCUUUGUGGCAACUGCAGGAGACCAUAUUCAUGUCACGGGUCACAUGGCCCUGGAUGAACAGGAUCAGAGUAUUUCUUCUACAGAGGUCUAUACGAAGGCUGCUGAUGGUACUAUGGUCGCGAGCGGGAGUUUUAAGGCCGGGGAAGUUCGAGAAACGAAGGAUGGAGAGGCGCAUGACAACAUGAUUUGA